CUGGGGGUGCCCUGAGCCUUGGGGCCAAAUCCAGGCAAGCCGGGGGGGAGUGGCCGCAUCCUUCCCCGCCCUGAAGUUCCCCACCCCUGCUGUAGUGGUUUAGGCACAUGUCUUUACAAUAUACUCUGUACAGUCCCACUCCUGCUUCACACAUAUAGAUCCUAUCAACGAGAACUUUAUCAUCUACUUACAAUCUGAAUUUGUGUCUGAUUCCAGUGCUAGCAGGCUGUGGAAGAGAUGGAAUUUCCUAACUGCCUGUCCUGUUUGCUUCUUAGGAACUUGCUUUCAUUUUCAGGUAUCUAUCAGGAGAGGUGGUAGUUUUCCAAACUUUACUUUGAUCAGUACUAAAAUAGAAAGACUGUUGACACAUUCCCUUGAAAUGAAAAAGAGCAAGUUACCCAUUUCUUAGAGCUGUGGUUUCAAGCUAUCUUCUGGCUUUUGCAGACACCACUGCCUCAGUUGUGCUCGAUUCACUUUUCAAAGAUUAAUUUUGCAGCAAUAAGAGCUCUAGUCAAAUUUGUUUAUAAAAAAAAGAAAUAUCAAAGUCUUAAAAACAAUGGUGCAGAUAAAUGUAUUUGUUUGCAGAGCAAAGUGGCCUAGUUAUAACCUUUUUGAAAACAGUCGCAUACCAUGAAAAACCAUUGAUUAGAAUACAUUUUUACCAGUACCUCUAGGGUGGAAACCUACACAGGUGUCUGGAAGGAGUUUCCUAGAUCCCUGCAAAAUCUAGGCCACCCCUUGGUAUAAUGAUGAGGAAAACUGCUAACAACAUUUUGUAGCAUUCAGUGGUUUUUUAAGUUUAUAAUUAAUGGGUUUAUUUUUCAGUCCUUUUGUACCCAAAACACCCAUUAAUUUCAACAGGCAUUACACGCAUACAGAGGGGAGAUACAGAUUCCCAAGAUAGUAUUUGAUGAUUAACUACUAAAGAAUCUGAAUUAAUUAUAAAUUUAAGAUUAUCUUAUUGGUUGGGUCUUUUUCUUUUUGAUCCAGCUAUAUUAUAUACUAAAGAAGGCUGUCCAUCAAUCCAAAUCCAUACACUAUGAGAGCUGGCUUUCCUUGCAACCUUCAAAGGACUGUGAGACCUCGUUAUCUGAAGGAGUUCCGCACGGAGCAGUGCCCCCUUUUUGUGCAGCACAAAUGCACUCAGCACCGGCCCUAUACUUGCUUCCACUGGCACUUUGUCAAUCAACGUCGUCGCAGAUCUAUCCGCCGUCGGGAUGGCACUUUUAACUAUAGCCCUGACAUUUACUGCACCAAAUAUGAUGAGACCACAGGAAUCUGCCCAGAAGGAGAUGAGUGUCCAUUUUUGCAUAGAACUACUGGUGACACAGAGAGAAGAUAUCAUCUACGCUACUACAAAACUGGAAUCUGUAUCCAUGAGACUGACUCCAAAGGAAAUUGCACAAAGAAUGGCCUCCACUGCGCCUUUGCUCAUGGGCCACACGACCUGCGCUCUCCUGUUUACGACAUCAGGGAGCUUCAGGCUAUGGAGGCUUUGCAGAAUGGUCAGACCACAUCAGAGGGCAUAGAAGGUCAAUCUGCAGUCGCUGCUAGCCAUGCUAUGAUAGAGAAAAUACUCAGUGAGGAGCCAAGGUGGCAAGACACAACGUACGUGUUAGGAAACUACAAGACAGAACAAUGCAAGAAGCCUCCCCGUCUUUGUCGCCAGGGUUACGCCUGUCCCUACUAUCACAACAGCAAAGAUAGAAGAAGGAGCCCAAGAAAACACAAAUACAGAUCGUCACCAUGUCCCAGUGUGAAACAUGGUGAUGAGUGGGGAGACCCCAGUAAGUGCGAGAAUGGGGACACAUGCCAGUACUGCCACACGCGCACAGAGCAACAGUUUCACCCAGAGAUCUACAAAUCCACCAAGUGCAAUGACAUGCAGCAAUCUGGCAGCUGUCCUCGGGGACCCUUCUGUGCCUUUGCACAUGUAGAACAAUCCAUGGAACAUUCCCUGUGGAGAGCUAGCAGCAGGAGAGAACCUCCACUCAAUGAAGAUUUACAGCCAUCCUCAGCUGUAUCCAGCCCAACGCAAACAGGCCCUGUGAUGUAUAUGCCAUCAGCUGCUGGCGAUUCUGUUCCAGUGAGCCCUUCUAGUCCACAUGCUCCAGACCUUAGCAAUGUGUGGAAUAAACCAGGAACUCUGCCAACCAGCCCCACGUCCACCACAAUUCUUUGUAGGAAUAGCAGCCUCGGAAGUCCAUCUAAUAUAUGUGGAUCCCCUCCUGGUGCCAUUGGGAAACCACACAGCUUGGAGAACAUUGGUUUUCCCACAGACUCAGUAACUGCAGCCAGCAGCUAUAAGAAAGCACCAGGGUUUGAACGGGAGGAUCAAGUGGGGGCCGAGUAUCUGAAGAGCUUCAAAUGCCAGCAAGCAAAAAUAAAAUCCCAUUCACUGGAAUACAGGAGCCAGGAGCAGCCUUUGUUACAGCCCAAACAGGACAUAUUGGGGAUUCUUCCUGUGGGCAGCCCUUUGACUUCCAGCAUCUCCUCCAGUAUCACUUCCAGUCUGGCAGCAACACCACCAAGCCCCGCUGGCACCAGCAGCAUCCCAGGCAUGAACGCCAAUGCCCUGCCUUUCUACCCUACCAGCGACACAGUGGAGUCUGUUAUAGAAUCUGCCUUGGAUGACCUGGACCUGAACGAAUUCGGAGUGGCUGCCCUGGAGAAGACAUUUGACAGCAGCACGGUGCCCCACACGAGUGGCAUCAUGAUAGGUGGGAGUUUGCUGCAGAGUUCUGCUCCUGUAAAUAUCCCUGGGUCCCUUGGAAGUUCUGCCUCUUUUCACUCUGCCUCUCCUUCUCCACCGGUCAGCCUCUCAUCGCAUUUCCUCCAUCAGCCCCAGGGACACUUAAGCCAGUCAGAAAACACAUUCUUGGGGACAUCAGCUUCUCAUGGAUCAUUAGGUUUAAAUGGGAUGAACAGCAGCAUAUGGGAGCACUUUGCUUCUGGGAGUUUUUCGCCCAGUACCUCACCUGCGUUUCUGUCAGGUCCAGGUGCUGCUGAGCUGGCGAGACUGCGACAAGAACUGGAUGAAGCCAACAGCACAAUUAAGCAGUGGGAGGAGUCCUGGAAACAAGCCAAACAGGCAUGUGACGCUUGGAAGAAGGAAGCAGAGGAAGCGAAUGAUCGUGCCAGCACAGCCAACAUGGAAUGUGAGCUGGCCCGGGAGCAGAGGGAAGCCCUGGAGCUGCAAGUGAAGAAACUCCAGGAGGAGCUGGAAAGGAUCCAUGCAGGCCAGGACCCCCAGAUCCUGCGCUCGUUUUCUGACCUAGAGACUCUCUCGCUCUCCACACUGUAUACCCUACAGAAACAGCUGCGCGCCAACCUGGAGAAAGUCGACAAGGCAGUAUUUCAGAUGCAAUCAGUGAAAUGUCUUAAGUGUCAGGAGGAGAACCGGGUGGUGUUACAGUGCCAACACGCCGUGCUGUGUGAAAUGUGUGCCGAGGAGGGCGAAUGCCCCAUCUGCCAUCCUAACAGGCCACACACGCUCCAAUCGUGACCCUUCAAGGACACUUGGUUUCUCAUAUCACAUAGAA
This is a messenger RNA of Pelodiscus sinensis (Chinese soft-shelled turtle), 3542 nucleotides long. Lineage: Eukaryota; Metazoa; Chordata; Testudines; Trionychidae. The record is from RefSeq and is a predicted model, not a curated record.